This is a messenger RNA of Suncus etruscus (white-toothed pygmy shrew), 5563 nucleotides long. RefSeq names its product collagen type XI alpha 2 chain (gene COL11A2). Bases 37 to 5235 code for a protein of 1732 amino acids. The record is from RefSeq and is a predicted model, not a curated record. Lineage: Eukaryota; Metazoa; Chordata; Mammalia; Eulipotyphla; Soricidae. Gene Ontology annotation, molecular function: extracellular matrix structural constituent; heparin binding. The transcript is spliced from 66 exons.
CCCUGGGUCCCUGGGACCCGGAGCCGGUCGCCAAUCAUGGGGCGCUGCCACCGCCUGGUCCUGCUCCUGCCGCUGGUGCUGGUGGGGCUGAGCGCCGCCCCGGCCUGGGCAGGUGCUUCCCCUGUGGAUGUGCUCCGGGCUUUGAGGUUUCCCUCCCUCCCUGAUGGUGUCCGAAAGACUCGUGGCAUCUGUCCCACUGAUGUGGCCUACCGAGUAACCCGCCCUGCCCAGCUCAGCGCGCCCACCCGCCAGCUCUUCCCAGGAGGCUUCCCCAAAGAUUUCUCUCUGCUUGCUGCUGUCCGGACCCGCCCUGGCCUCCAGGCUCCUCUCCUGACUCUCUACAGUGCCCAGGGUGCCCGCCAGCUAGGCCUGGAGCUGGGCCAGCCCGUUCGCUUCCUGUAUGAGGACCAGAGUGGGCGGCCUCGGGCCCCGGCCCAGCCAGCGUUCAGAGGCCUCAAUCUGGCAGAUGGCAAAUGGCACCGAGUGGCUGUGGCUGUGAAGGGCCAGUCUGUCACCCUCAUAGUUGACUGCAAGAAGCGAGUCACCCGACCUCUUCCUCGAAACGCUCGCUCGGUGUUGGACACCCGUGGAGUGAUCAUAUUUGGGGCCCGUAUCCUGGAUGAAGAAGUCUUUGAGGGUGAUGUCCAGGAGCUGGUCAUCGUUCCUGGGGUGCAAACUGCUUAUGAAUCCUGUAACCGGAAGGAGCUGGAGUGUGAUGGCAGGGAGAAACCUCAGAACCAGCAGCCCCACAGAACCCAGAGAUCCCCAAAGCAGCAGCCACCACGACUUCAGAAACCACAAAAUCAGGAGCCUCAGCGUCAGCCGGUUGAGUCUCUCAACUAUGACUACGAGCCCCUCUAUUAUGAUGAGAUGACUGCAGGAACCACCCCUGAUUAUCAGGACCCCACCCCAGGUGAAGAGGAAGGAAUCUUGGAGUCAAACCCUUUGCCACCUCCUGAGGAGGAGCAGACAGAUCUCCAGGUCCCCUCCACAGCCGACAGGUUCCUGACUGAGGAAUAUGGGGAGGGUGGCACAGAUGCCCCAGCAGGGCCCUACGAUUACACCUAUGGCUAUGGGGACGAUUAUCGCCAGGAGACGGAGCUUGGCCCUGCCCUCUCUGCGGAGACAGCCCACUCAGGAGCCGCGGCCCAUGGACCCCGGGGGCUGAAGGGAGAAAAGGGGGAACCUGCAGUGCUGGAACCUGGUAUGCUAGUGGAGGGGCCGCCUGGCCCAGAAGGCCCUGCGGGGAUGACUGGUCCCCCUGGCAUUCAGGGUAACCCAGGCCCAGUUGGAGACCCUGGCGAGCGGGGCCCUCCUGGCCGAGCAGGACUUCCUGGAUCAAAUGGGGCCCCUGGUCCCCCCGGCACUUCUCUCAUGCUCCCAUUCCGGUUUGGCAGUAGUGGGGGUAGCAAAGGUCCUGUGGUGGCGGCCCAGGAAGCACAAGCACAGGCGAUUCUACAGCAGGCACGGUUGGCACUCCGAGGACCCCCUGGCCCCAUGGGAUACACAGGCCGUCCUGGACCCUUGGGAGAACCGGGGAGCCCUGGCCUGAAAGGAGAAUCUGGAGACCUAGGGCCUCAGGGCCCCAGGGGACCUCAGGGCCUCACAGGGCCCCCUGGCAAGGCUGGACGAAGAGGACGAGCAGGCGCUGAUGGAGCCCGAGGGAUGCCUGGAGAACCUGGGGUGAAGGGUGACCGAGGUUUUGAUGGACUCCCAGGGCUUCCUGGGGAGAAAGGACAAAGGGGUGAUUCCGGUGCCCAGGGCCUAUCUGGACCCCCAGGGGAAGAUGGAGAGCGGGGAGACGAUGGAGAGAUUGGGCCACGUGGGCUGCCUGGAGAGUCGGGGCCACGAGGUCUCCUUGGCCCCAAAGGCCCACCUGGAAUUCCUGGACCCCCAGGAGUGCGAGGCAUGGAUGGCCCCCAUGGUCCCAAAGGAAGUUUGGGACCCCAGGGUGAGCCAGGACCUCCUGGACAGCAGGGUACUCCUGGGACCCAGGGUCUCCCCGGGCCUCAGGGCGCCAUCGGCCCUCAUGGAGAAAAGGGCCCACGAGGGAAACCUGGACUCCCUGGCAUGCCUGGCUCUGAUGGGCCUCCGGGUCACCCCGGGAAGGAAGGCCCUCCUGGAACAAAAGGAAACCAGGGUCCAUCUGGUCCUCAGGGGCCUCUGGGCUACCCGGGACCUCGAGGUGUCAAGGGUGUGGAUGGAAUUCGGGGUCUGAAGGGCCACAAGGGUGAAAAGGGCGAGGAUGGCUUCCCCGGGUUCAAAGGUGACAUGGGCGUGAAAGGUGACAGGGGCGAGGUUGGAGUCCCUGGUUCCAGAGGAGAGGAUGGGCCUGAGGGGCCGAAGGGACGCACUGGACCCACUGGAGACCCAGGCCCCACUGGGCUCAUGGGCGAGAAGGGCAAGCUUGGAGUUCCAGGUCUUCCUGGCUACCCUGGACGCCAGGGCCCCAAGGGUUCACUGGGAUUUCCUGGCUUUCCCGGAGCCAGUGGAGAGAAGGGAGUGCGGGGCCUGUUGGGGAAGUCUGGACCUAGAGGAGAGCGGGGCCCCACGGGUCCACGGGGCCAGCGGGGACCCCGAGGCGCCACUGGAAAGUCUGGAGCAAAGGGAACAUCAGGUGGUGAUGGCCCCCAUGGACCCCCUGGAGAGCGGGGUCUCCCUGGACCUCAGGGCCCCAAUGGAUUUCCUGGCCCCAAAGGACCACCAGGCCCCCCUGGGAAGGACGGGCUGCCAGGACACCCAGGCCAGAGAGGAGAAGUGGGAUUCCAAGGGAAGACUGGCCCCCCUGGCCCUCCAGGGGUGGUGGGGUCACAGGGAGCGGCAGGAGAAAGUGGACCCAUGGGGGAGAGAGGUCACCCAGGACCCCCAGGGCCCCCCGGAGAGCAGGGGCUGACUGGAACUGCUGGAAAAGAAGGAACGAAGGGUGACCCUGGUCCCCCAGGCGCCCCAGGGAAGGAUGGUCCUGCUGGUUUGAGGGGCUUCCCAGGAGAGAGAGGCCUUCCGGGCACUGCUGGUGGAUCCGGUUUGAAGGGCAAUGAAGGUCCUGCUGGCCCCCCUGGCCCUGCAGGCUCCCCUGGGGAGCGAGGACCAGCAGGAUCGGGGGGACCCAUUGGUCUCCCAGGACGCCCAGGACCUCAGGGUCCUCCUGGGGCAGCAGGAGAAAAAGGUGUCCCGGGUGAGAAGGGCCCUAUUGGUCCCACUGGCCGUGAUGGGGUGCAGGGGCCAGUGGGCCUUCCUGGUCCUGCUGGGCCCCCAGGAGGGCCAGGAGAGGAUGGGGACAAGGGUGAAACUGGGGACCCCGGACAGAAGGGCACUAAAGGCAACAAGGGGGAGCAUGGCCCUCCUGGUCCCCCGGGCCCCAUUGGCGGUGUGGGGCAGCCUGGUGCAGCGGGAGCUGAUGGGGAGCCCGGAGCUCGGGGACCCCAAGGACACUUUGGACCUAAAGGGGAUGAAGGAACAAGAGGAUUCAAUGGGCCCCCGGGCCCCAUUGGCCUACAGGGCUUGCCAGGCCCUUCGGGGGAAAAGGGAGAAACAGGAGACGUGGGCCCUAUGGGACCACCUGGCCCCCCAGGACCUCGAGGCCCUGCAGGGCCCAAUGGAGCUGAUGGUCCACAAGGCCCUCCGGGAGGUGUUGGAAAUCUGGGUCCCCCUGGAGAGAAGGGGGAGCCUGGAGAUUCUGGAUCUCCAGGGUUGCAGGGAGAGCCAGGUGUCAAGGGUCCCCGUGGGGAACGUGGGGAGAAAGGUGAAGCUGGGCAAGCUGGAGAAGCCGGACCCCCAGGACCUAAAGGCCCCACCGGUGAUGAUGGCCCCAAAGGCAACCCUGGGCCUGUUGGCUUUCCUGGUGACCCCGGUCCCCCUGGAGAAGGUGGCCCUAGGGGCCAAGACGGUGCUAAGGGAGACCAAGGCGAGGAUGGCGAACCUGGACAGCCUGGAUCCCCCGGCCCCACUGGAGAGAAUGGUCCCCCUGGACCACUGGGAAAGCGGGGUCCUGCUGGCACGCCAGGUCCCGAGGGCCGACAAGGAGAGAAGGGCACCAAGGGGGAUCCUGGUGCUGUGGGCGCCCCAGGGAAGACAGGCGCCGUGGGACCUGCAGGCCCAGCAGGGAAGCCUGGUCCCGAUGGCCUGAGAGGGCUGCCAGGCUCAGUGGGUCAGCAAGGUCGUCCUGGAGCCACGGGCCAGGCCGGGCCCCCUGGUCCUGUGGGUCCCCCAGGGCUUCCUGGCCUUCGUGGUGAUGCUGGACCCAAGGGAGAGAAGGGUCACCCAGGUCUCAUCGGACUCAUCGGGCCCCCUGGGGAGCAGGGCGAGAAAGGGGAUCGGGGGCUUCCUGGACCCCAGGGUUCCAAUGGCCAGAAGGGAGAGACGGGUAUUCCAGGAGCAUCUGGACCCAUCGGCCCUGGAGGCCCCCCUGGCCCCCCUGGAUCUGCUGGUCCCAAAGGAGCCAAAGGAGCCACCGGCCCCGCUGGACCCAAAGGGCAGAAGGGCGUCCAGGGUCCCCCUGGACAUCCGGGCCCCCCAGGCGAGGUCAUCCAGCCCCUGCCCAUCCAGAUGCCCAAGAAGACACGGCGCUCAGUGGACGGGAGCCGCCUGAUGCAGGAAGACGAGACUGUGUUAGCUGGGGAGGCCCCAGACAGUCCAGGGGGGCUGGAGGAGAUCUUCGGCUCCCUGGACUCCCUUCGGGAGGAGAUUGAGCAGAUGAGGCGGCCUACAGGGACCCAGGACAGCCCGGGUCGCACCUGCCAGGACCUGAAGCUCUGCCACCCAGAGCUGCCCGACGGAGAGUACUGGGUGGACCCCAACCAGGGCUGUGCUCGAGACGCCUUCCGGGUGUUCUGCAACUUUACAGCAGGAGGGGAAACGUGCGUGGUCCCCAGGGAUGAUGUCACGCAGUUCUCCUACGUAGACUCAGAGGGCUCCCCCAUAGGCGUGGUCCAACUCACCUUCCUUCGGCUGCUCAGCGUCUCAGCCCACCAGGACGUCUCCUACCCUUGUUCUGGGAUGGCCCGGGAUGGGCCCCUCAGGCUCCGAGGGGCCAAUGAGGAUGAACUGAGCCCUGAGACCAGCCCCUACGUCAAGGAAUUUCGAGAUGGCUGUCAGACACAGCAGGGCCGGACGGUGUUGGAGGUUCGGACCCCAGUGCUGGAGCAGCUGCCAGUGCUGGACGCCUCCUUCUCAGACCUGGGGGCACCCCCGAGGCGGGGAGGGGUGCUGCUGGGGCCUGUCUGCUUCAUGGGCUAAGACCUGCUUCUUUGACUGUCGGAACCUGGGACCCCCAGCACCAGCUCCGUGCCCCCUCUGGAGAGGCCUCAGCAUCAAGGGGGCCUGUACCAGGUGCCAGCAGCCCUCAGUUGAGGUGCCCAGGGGUGCGGUCACAAGGGUCCCCAACACCAUAGGGGAGGGGCAGCUAUGGGUGAUCUUACCCUCCACCCAGAGCCUGUGACCUGUUAGACAGCUGCUCCCUUAUUUAAAACUCACCUCCCAAUCACCCUGGACAAAAGAGAAAGGACACUGUGUAUUUUGUAUUUAAAAAUAAUUAUAUUAAUUAUUUAAAGAGUGGAAAACAAAA